Copidosoma floridanum is the source of this 2708-nucleotide messenger RNA. Its product is annotated as WD repeat-containing protein l(2)05287. Gene Ontology annotation, biological process: ribosome biogenesis; positive regulation of rRNA processing; positive regulation of transcription by RNA polymerase I. Gene Ontology annotation, molecular function: protein binding; RNA binding. Gene Ontology annotation, cellular component: small-subunit processome; nucleolus. Lineage: Eukaryota; Metazoa; Arthropoda; Insecta; Hymenoptera; Encyrtidae. The record is from RefSeq and is a predicted model, not a curated record.
CGCUAUAUAAACAAUGUAAAAACUUACUCUCUAUUUACUAGUAAUAACAAACGUUGAGUGUAACAAAUUCUUUUUUAACUCGAGAGUGUUGGUGCGAAUAGACACAACGUAGAUCAAAAUGACUCUUAAAGUAACAUCGAAGCAGAAGAAAAGCAUAAAGCCAUCGGUGGAACAAAUGGAUGAGUUUAUUUUAAAAAGAAAAGGCGGUGGAAGCAUAAUCGAUCAGAAACCUUUGUUUUCCGGUGAUGGAGAAACUCUGUACGUCGUAUGGAAGCAUGCCAUCAGAGCUUACAGUACCACGACAUCUGACUUUGUUAAAGAAUUCGAAUUGGCUGAUCAUAAAAUUAUUGGCAUAACUUUGUCACCUGAAAAUUCAAGUACUCUUAUAGGCUGUACAGACAAUGGAGAACUCAUUUAUUGGAACUGUCAUAAUGGCCUCAUCACCAUGAAAACAAAAUGUUCGAUAUCCAAGUGUAAAGAUGAUGUCACAAAGAAGAUCAAAACAUUCCACAUAGUCAAUUACACAGCAGAUUCAAAAAAAUCUGUGUUGAAUGCUUGUAUAAGCUCUAUUACGAAAAGAAAAAAACAUAUUACUUUAUCUGUUGAAUUAUUUGAUUUAAAAAUUGGAGAUGUGGUUUUGAGAAGAGACAUAGAACAUUUUAAUGAAGAUUACUGCAUUGACAUUGUUGGAAAUUAUGGAGAAAAUCUUAUAUGCAUUGGACAAGAAAGUUUUUUGUACAUAUUCAGUCCAUUGCACAAACUGUCGUAUAAUCGUCAAAAAGCUGGGAGAAAAAUAACAUGUAUCUGUGGACAUCCAGAAGAAGAAUCCGUUGCUACUGGAGACAUAAGUGGUAGAGUGCUUGUUUGGAGAAAUAUUUCUCAACUCAAUACAGUUAGGGCAACAUAUCAUUGGCAUACGUUGCCAGUUACAGACAUUACUUUUAGCAAAUCUGGUGGUUAUAUGUACACUGGUGGUGAUGAAUGUGUACUUGUCAAAUGGUUAUUAGCAAAUCCAGAAAAUAAGUCAUUUUUACCUCGAUUACCUGCCGCUAUAAGGCAUCUUACUAUAGCUCCGGAAAAUAUUUACAUAGCAGUGUCUACUGCUGACAAUGGUAUAACAAUUGUAAAUUCUGAAAAAAAGUUAAUAGCAGUAAUUCAAAACUUCACUUGGGGCGUCAGUAGUUCUUCCAAAGGUCCUUUCCCAGCUGGUCUUCAUGUCGAUCCAAGAACUAAUAGUCUUGUUUUAAACAGCAGAACUGGUCACAUCCAGUUUUUCAACACUCAUACCAAAAGCUUACUCUACAAUAUGAAUAUAACUGACCAGAAUAUUAUAACACGAGAAAGAAACACAACACUGACAAAUACUGAAGUUAUAAAAGUGGCUAUUAAUGUGAAUGGAUCGUGGUUGGCAACAAUAGAAGAAUGGAAAGAUGAUAGUAUAUCACAUUUUGAAAUAAGACUUAAAUUUUGGAAGUAUAAUGUGUCAAAACAAUGCUUUACUUUAAAUACAUCUAUUGAAUAUCCUCACGAAGUUGGCGUAAAUGCACUCAAAUUCAGACCAAAAUCUUCACUAGGAAACGACGAAGAGUAUGCUAUCAGUGUUGGGCAAGAUGAGAAAUUCAAGCUUUGGUACCUUACCGAUUCAGAAUACAAUGAAUCUAAACACUGGAGAUGUCACAGUUUUGGAUUUUAUCGAAAACUUCCAGCACUAGAUGCAGGAUUUUCCACCGACGGUUCCCUUGUAGGUGUUAGUUUUGAUUCUACCUUGACACUCUGGGAUCCAGAAACUAACGAGUUAAAAAACAGCUUGAGCUACUGUUUGUACCCACAGCCAAUAACUCGAGUUGAAUUUGGAAAGCAAGAAGCCUGCCAUCUAGUAGUUACAGCUUCUGCAGAACAUUUGGCAGUUUGGGAUCUUUUUUCGUUGUCAGUCAAGUGGAGUGUUCCUAUCAAUGUUACUACGUUGACUGCUGAUCCUCUAUCCGUUUACAUGGCUGUUUUUACCAUCGAAAAUACGCUAAUUGUAUUUUCACCGAGAGGUACAGAAAUUGUGUACAAAAGAGAGAAGGUAGUGGAAAAUGACGAUUCAAUUUUAGACGCUUGCUUCGUGCCUAAUAUCCAAGCUAACGAAAACGCAAAGUGGCAAAGCAAGUCAUCGUUAUACUUUAUUAAUUCGUCACAAGAACUGUUGGCAUUGGAAACAAAAUCUGAGUCCAGUAUAGCUUUGGAAAAUUUGUCAGUGAACCGCGAUUUACCCAUAACUGCGUUCAGUCGUAUCCUGCCUGCAGAAAAAAUAUCAAACGUGGAGAAAUCAAUAUCUUACGUUCAUGACUACCUGAAAACGACCAACAAGGGAAUCGGGGAAAUGCUUCUCACGACUCCGGCCCACACGUUGCCGCCCAUGAGAAUGCUCUGCAUGCCGUACUUGCUAGCUCUCGUAGGAAAAUAUAACAGAGAUGGGGAUACUCAAGCUGAGCCGUCCAGGUCUGCCGUGGCAAACGCAGUCGAUGAAGAUUCGGAUAGUGACGACGAAAAAACAUCGGAUCCUCAGCCAAAAGAUGACGUUUCCGGGGCCAAAGACAAAACCGUGGAUACCGAUAAACAGGAUGCUGAUGAUAUGGAAAAGCUGAUGGAUUACGACUGGGAUUUCUUGAAAACAGUGCUGCCGGUGAACAAUGAAAUCACGACAAAGUAAUUUUAAAUAAAAC